Messenger RNA from Peronospora farinosa, 1539 nucleotides. The record is from the annotation of a GenBank genome assembly. Lineage: Eukaryota; Oomycota; Peronosporomycetes; Peronosporales; Peronosporaceae.
AUGUCGUCAUUGCAACAGGCGAAAUGCACGGAAGCAAUAGCGCAACUUAAACAAGCAGAAAAAGCAUUAACUAAACGUUCAUUCUUUCGUAAUGCACCUGAUUAUCUCGCGGCAGCGCCAUUGUUGGAAAAAGCAGGCGAACUCUUUCGACUCGGCGGUGAUUUUGAAGCCAGUAAAGACGCUUUUGUACGCUGUGCCGACGCCCAAGAGCACAAUCAGUCGCCAUUUCGUGCUGCUCAAGCGUGGGAAAAUGUAGCCAAGACGGCAUUGCAGCAGUACAAGGCUGAACGUUCUGGUGUGAAGAGCGUUUAUCAACGCACGACCGAAGCUCGGAAAGCUUAUGAAAGAGCCAGUGGCCUUUACGUGGACAUGGGGGAGCUUGGUAAAGCUGCUGAUGCACUGAUAAAAGGUGCACAGGUCUGUGAAAGUCACGGCUCAAAGACGGACGAUGUCUUGCCACUUUAUUGGCAGGCGUGUGACCUGUUGGAAGCACAGGACAAACCUCAUUUUGCAGUCGAGACAUUUCGUAAAACAUUGAGUUUUCUAGUAAAACAUGAGCAUUACAGUGAUGCAUUCAAGCUAUUGGAUCGCAUGACGGUACUCUAUGAAGCCAUGGAUCAGAAACAUAAUGUGCACAAGACCCAUUUGAGCCAAGUGAUACUCCACCUUGCAUCAGGUGAUGUACCUGCAGCAGACGCACUCUACUCCCGUUGCUUACAGGAUGACUCGUUUCUAUCUUCGGACGAUUGUGCGCUCGCAGAGGACUUGGUACGGGCGUUUAAGAUGGGCAACGAAGAACUGCUGCAGGCUACGGUGCGCAAACCUGGCUUCAUGGCGCUUGACAACCAGAUUGGCCGGAUAUGCCGCAAAUUGUCGGUGUAUGGAUCCGGGGAUGCCGUUUCUUCACAGCCGAGGCGCCAACAGAGGCCAGCUUCCUCGACUGGAGGAAGCAUGCACCAACAGCCGCAGUCAAAGCAACGCAACCCGUUCGCACCAUCAGCACGCGCAGAACGUGCAACCCCUGCCGAACGCAUACCUUCUUUACGAGUGCCAGCUCCAACGCAAACAUCUUUGCUAAACUCGGAAUAUGCGUCAUCCGAGGCACCGACGGCAUUAACCACUGAUGCACAUGACAGUGACUACGAAGCUGCAUUGGCCGAGGCGUUUGGUGAAGUAGACGUUUCAAAGAAGAAAAAGAAACUCGCAACACCAACAUCGGUCUCCAAGCCUCCGCAACCUGCAUCGCCGAAGUGCACCGGUUCAUCUUUCAGUUUUUCACCAAACAUGGCUCCCUCUCCGUCGCCUACCGCAGCACGUGCUAGCGCUCAUGCGAAUUAUGCGUUCGAUGAUCUCGAGUUUGCCAUGGCGGAUUCCGACUCGCUUGAAUUUUCGUUGAGCGAUUCGGCGGAUACUGGCACCAGUGGCCACUCUGAUUCAUUUGAAACAGCUACGAUACCUGCUCCGAAGGCAGAUGUACCAGUGGCGAAACCUGCACCCAAGGCAGCAGCUCCUGUGUACGACGAAUUCGACCUCACAUAG